AUGGUGGCAUACUGGCACCAGGCUGGGCUCAGCCACAUCCGGUACUCACAGUUCUGCGCCAAGGUAGUGAGAGAUGCGCUCAAGACCGAGUUCAGAGUGAACGUGGAGAAGACCGCAGGCAGCAACGUCAAGAUUGUGAAAGUGAAAAAGGAGUGACCACCCUGACGGGAGCUGGAGCUGCUGCAUUUCC
Lepus europaeus (European hare) is the source of this 190-nucleotide messenger RNA. Its product is annotated as ATP synthase subunit epsilon, mitochondrial-like. Gene Ontology annotation, biological process: proton motive force-driven mitochondrial ATP synthesis. The coding region runs from base 1 to 156 and encodes 51 amino acids. The transcript has a single exon. The record is from RefSeq and is a predicted model, not a curated record. Gene Ontology annotation, cellular component: mitochondrial inner membrane. NCBI's taxonomy places the organism in Eukaryota, Metazoa, Chordata, Mammalia, Lagomorpha, Leporidae. Gene Ontology annotation, molecular function: proton-transporting ATP synthase activity, rotational mechanism.